AUGUCAGCCCCGUACUACACACCCCAACGCCCCUCCUACUUCUCCCCCUCAAACCACCCCUCCACAUCAUCCUCCUCCUCCGCAACUCGCCCCGGCGCGACAUCGACCUCGGGCGCGGGCGCGCCCUCUUUCACACCCGUCAUGCGCGACCGCCAGGCCCGCGGGAAGGACCCGUACUCACCGCACGACAGCCCCUCGGACUCGGAUAUCGAAUUCGACGGCGGCGCGGGUGGUUCGCCUUCGAGGAGCGGGGUUGGUAGGUUGGGACAUCUCGGUCCCGGGGGAGGAGCACAUCACGGUGGCGGCAGUGGUGGAGUGCUAGCAGGAGGAGGAGUUGGAGAUGGUGAUUCUCAUGAAGUCAGGCGACGGAAGCUGUGGGCUGUCGCUGUGCUUGAGGAUCCGGAAAAACUGGCCAUGUAUGCCUGUAGUCGCGGGGAUAGCAUCCCAGGCACCCGCCUCCACUUCACCCGUAUGCUCUGCGGCUUCGACGAGGACGCCACGACGCUGCAGCAAUUGGACCACCGUAAGGCGUCUUCGUCCUCGGCGCGGCGGGAUCCGCGACGGAGGAGCGCUGGAGGGGACCGGAUGGGCCGUCAUUGA
Messenger RNA from Colletotrichum orchidophilum, 600 nucleotides. RefSeq lists its product as uncharacterized. The record is from RefSeq and is a predicted model, not a curated record. The transcript has 2 exons. NCBI's taxonomy places the organism in Eukaryota, Fungi, Ascomycota, Sordariomycetes, Glomerellales, Glomerellaceae. Bases 1 to 600 code for a protein of 199 amino acids.